This is a messenger RNA of Megachile rotundata (alfalfa leafcutting bee), 5894 nucleotides long. RefSeq lists its product as uncharacterized. The record is from RefSeq and is a predicted model, not a curated record. Gene Ontology annotation, biological process: protein folding; protein peptidyl-prolyl isomerization. Gene Ontology annotation, cellular component: cytoplasm. Gene Ontology annotation, molecular function: peptidyl-prolyl cis-trans isomerase activity; zinc ion binding; cyclosporin A binding. Lineage: Eukaryota; Metazoa; Arthropoda; Insecta; Hymenoptera; Megachilidae.
UUGAUAAACCACGCGAAAUGAAUUUUGAAUAUUCCCGCCGACUUUAUCAAACUGCGCUGAUUUAAUAAUUGCAGUCGCAUAUGAGAAACUAAAGACCAUCGAUUAACUUUCUAAUCAAUAUUAAAUAAACAAUGAUUUUGUGCAUACAUCUGUACACAUACAUUUCAGUUCAGACAUGUUUAAUUUACAGACAUUGAAAUUUUCAAAUUUCGCGCCUCGUUCCGCAACGAUUUCCCCUAAAGAUAUGUUAUGUCUCUAUAUUUGCAGGUUCAUGAAUUUAGUGAUAGAGGGCGCAGCAAAGUAGAAAGUGCAUGGAUGACGCAUUUCUAACGGCGAAAUCGUGCUGCGUCGAUGUAAACCUGGCUUAACGUUCGGACGUAGCCAUUCGAGAAAUGCGCGCGCAAAUGUAGAAGCCGCAGACGACAACCGGCACUGUUUGCCACGAGUCGAACUGAAAGUGCAUAAGAAAAAGAAAGGAGAGGGACGGAGAGCGGGAGAGAGUGAGAGAGAGGAAGAGAGAGAUAGAGCGUUAGAAUCGGCGAGAGGGAGAAAGACACGGGACGAGGAGAGGAGAGCAACAGCGUAAAGCGAGCAGCGCGCGCUGUGGUGUGUGUCGGUCGGUCGGUCGGUCGGUCGUCGCCGCCAUGCUAGUGGUUAGUUUAGUGAACCAAACAUCAUGAUGUGGCAAAACGUUCGCACGAGCUAAGACUGAAGUAACGCCGCGUUACCGGCGCGCCGUCGUUAUGUUAUCCAUAAUAAUUCACAACGUUCGAUAACCGUAAACACGUAACGUGAAAACAGUACAAAAAAAGCUUGAUAAAAGCUCUAAAGCGACAGCGACGACGAAAACGUCGGGGGUGCUCGAUUACUGCGUGCGGAACCGCACAACACUACGUCAAUCCCGAUGUAAAUUAAAGUUAAAUUAUAGAUUCGAGCAAACGUUACGGGGUAAUCAUCGUCACGGUACGCACGUUAGGAGUGACGAGUGCCAACGAUCAGCCUCCAUCACGCGGCAAGGAGACGAUCACGAAUCGUAUACACGAACGGUUUUCUCACAGAAAGAAAAGAAAAGUCAAAUAAAAUCGGAGGGAAAUGUUGUGUUUCUUGAAUCGAUAAGAACCGAUAAAUUAUACGCGUUAAAGUGCAAUAUAAAAAUGAAUAUUUUUACAUGCAUGACAGAUAUAAUAUAAUGAUAGAGAGGAAGAGUCAAGAAGACAGAAAGAAAAACGAAAAAAGAGAAAAGUACAAACGUUCAAUCGUUUACUGUUACGAAAUAGAUGCUGGAUCCGAGCGUACUGACGGAUUUAGAGGAACUGACGCUUUGCAAUUAUUGCAAGCAGAAAUAUAACGACGCGGAACAAUGCCCGAAAUAUCUUAGUUGCAAACAUUACUUUUGCCUGCGUUGCAUAGAAAACAAUUUGUUAAAGGGACGCGAGUUGUUUUGCGCACAUUGCUGGAAGAGGACGGACCUGGGCGAUCAAGGACCGGACGCUCUACCGACGCAUUCUUCUCUCCUUGCUCUAACAAACAAUUUGUCUCACUUAAAAAUUACGAUGAAUAACACAUCGGGGAAAGGCAACGAUAAGGAGAGAAAGAGUGAGAAUUGUCAUACGCACGGAAUGCCUUUGGCAUUAUGGUGUGCGACGUGUUGUGCGGCACUCUGUAGAGCAUGUGCCACCCCACAGGAACACCCGGGUCACCAGAUCAAAUCGCAAACCGAUGCCAAAGAACAACUCAUAUCCGAUGUCCAGCUGGAGCUAGUUGCUAUGGGAAAGUUGUCGACGGAAAUUCAAAGGCUGGCUAUGCAACAACGGGAGUUCUUGAUAAAAGUGCUGGAAGCGUGCGUGACGUUGAAAACACACGUUGAGACUGAUCUUCAGAACGGCUGGAGUCAUUUCCCCGAGAUCACGGACGCUCGUGAAACGCUUGGAAAAGCGAAAGCUAGUCUACAGAUGAUCGACAAUCCCAGCGACGUGUACAGUUUGCAUUCGCAGCUCAUGAUAGAGAAGCAACGAUUGCAAUCAAAGCAUCAGGAAAUGAUGUUGCAAUGCCAACUGGAUGAUUUGAUAGGGAACUCGGGAGUGGUGUUCGAUUUCGCGUUAUUGAAACAAGCGUUAGCCGGGAUCCACACGGGAGAACCGAUAGUCUCUCAAGGAGCGAGUAACGGCGGCAGACUACCGAAUCACUUGGCUGCUUCGCAAAACCCGAUACUGUUCCUCGCUAAUUAUUGCAUGUCGCAGCUAUAUUCGAGGCACGUAGUUAGUAAGCAACACAUGCAAAAUGGUUCUAUAGAAUAUCAUUCGAGCAUGAUGCAGCCGCAACCAGCUCCGCCGGGUUCUGUUCACGUACACCAGGGUCCACCAGCAUCGGCAACCUCUCAGCAACUGCUCAUCCCACCUGGUUCGCCGUCCGUUAAACCCGUUCCGCCCGCACCACCGAACGCAAUACUACACCCGCAACAGCAAUCGACGUUUAUACCGGAUGGAGUUGGUACCGGUGGCGGAGGUUUGGUAACCGUCCACUCGUCUUCUCAACCGCCGUCCAGCGGGAUAGCAGCGUCUCUACGAGGACCCACGAACCCUUAUCCCCUGUAUUAUUUUAAUAUCGAAGUAAACGGAUCCCCGCACGGUCGUAUCGUGAUAGAAGUGAGGCCGGAUGCAGCACCGAAAAUGGCGAAGAAUUUUAGCGUGCUGGCAACCGGUGAAGUGGGAGUCGGUUAUAAGGGUUGCACGAUCUUUCAGUGUUGGGAGGGUGAAUCGGUGAUCACUGGUGACUUCGAACUGAACAAUGGCCGCGGAGGAAGAAGCAUAUUCGAGGAUGGCUAUUUUAUGCCCGACGACACCAAGUUCCCUGCAGUGAGGGGUGCAGUCGGGAUGCGAAGAACGCAAAAGCGGCACGAUAAUCUCGGCAUGGUCGGUUCGCAGUUUCGUAUAAUACUGCAAGAGAUGCGCGGUUUCACGGGGAUCUUUGGCCAUGUCGUCGAGGGCUUAGAAUUAGUCGAGAAGAUAUCCACGUUCGGCGAUCAAACCGGCAAACCUACGAAAAAUAUUUUAAUCACGAAAUGCGGUAAGUUGUAACGACGAUGCUGUUGCAGUUAGUAUACCAGAAAGGUAUUAAGGUACUACCCGUAUUACGCUUCACGUUCUCCCCCGCUCUAGAUAACGAAAAUUUUACGAUCGUCACGACAGUGUCUACGACAUGCGCGCGCGCGUUCGAGCGAUAUAAAGCGAGAGAAAUCGGUUGCCCGGCGAAAUCAUUGUUGUUACGAGUCGUUAGACACCGUCGUGACUGUUUAGCGAUCCGUGAAUCGCGCGAUGCUCUCCAAUACGAGUCGACAGAAUUUAAUUAACUAUUGACAACAGAAUUCUAAAGAUGUUGAAUCUAUUUUUAAAACGUGGGCACAUAAGAGAAGAAAGAAGAAAUAAAGAUCCAUAUUUUGCUACUGAUUGAGAAUCAGUAAGAUUCUGUGUAUCUACAAUAACGACGAUGAUCGAUGAAUACGUACCUCAGAUCGAUCGUGAUAUCGAUACGACUUCUAGCUGUACGACAUAUUUGUUUUAGAAAAAGUUCGACGUUUAUUUUGGCUAUUGGCGUAUUGCUACGUAUAUAGUUGAUAUAGAAGGGAUAACGCACGGGAUUCGGGGGAAGUACCGUGCGCGAUAACGGCGUCGCCCCUGCGAGCGUUGCUAAUGUUUUAGAUAAAAUUAGAUAGCGAGAAAAAUAAGCAAACGAAAAUAAUAAUGCGUGUAGAUUGAAAGGGAAUGCGUACGGAAGAAUAUUUGGGGGCAAACUCGUACACACAUGUGUGUAUAGAAGAUAUACACGUUCGUAUAUUUGUAAAAAGGAACAAAAAAAUCACACAGAAGCGGGAACGUUUUUUUCUUUUUUCAUUUCUUUUUUUUUUUCUUCGUUUUAUAACCGAAAUGCGUGACUUCGUGAAAAGUCAAAAAACAAACAAAAAAAUACCGUGAUUCCGUAAUACGCAGGUCGUUUGGAAACGUAAACCGAAAGAUGCGUCUAGGGCCAAUUCUAUUUCGUCCGGUUUAACGGUCGCGUGUUGUUCCGUUUUAAAUGAGAGAAAAGGAGCUAAAAGGGAAUCGGUAGAUGACGCGAGAAAACGAGUCAAAGGAAAAUUGCGGUUCCUAUCGAACGACUCGACGGAUACUUCUUCCCUUUUCGCUCUUUCUGGUCUAGUAUACCGUCGUAAAUUAACUGUAUUUAAGAUUAGAUCUCAACAUGAAAAUGUAUACAAGGCCUAACUACUACUAAGUAGAUUUUUAAGCCUCGUCGUCUGAUCCGGGAACGAACGAACGAACGAACGAAUACAUAUUAGAAACAAAAAAAAAACACAAAAAAAAAAUAACGAAUCAUUCCUCGAUGCUGUAUAUCGAAAAAUACUACGAUAAUGUAAUAUCGUUGAUGCUAUUCGUCUGAGUCCUUGUAAAUCCCAUCGUUAUGUAUCGUAUUACUAUGUGCUCGUGUGCGGAAAGAAAACGAUAAACGCGUCGCAAAAAAAGUGUUCUGUAAUGUCGGAGCGUAUAAACGAAACGCACUCACGUACUGUAGGAAAAAUGCACGCCCUCGACGUCGCGAAUGCCUUUUUUCGAAGAAAGCCUCGUUCGAUGUUGAACUUGAAAGUUUUAACACUUGUUAAUUAGCUGAUGUCGCGUGUUGCUACGCCAAUGCGUCGCAUCACGACGACCUAAGUAAUCGCCGUUUAGAACGUAACACUGCGUAAUAAAAGAAAAAAAGAAAAUACGUUUGACGAUCGAAGGGUGGUCGAGCUCGAAUGAAUUUCACUCGUUUCGGUCUUACGAUGAAACAAUCGAAAAAACGUCAGUCUAUACUUUCGUGGAUGUCCAUGCGUGUGCGUGUGUGUGUGUAUGUGCGCAUAUAUGUAUAUACAUAUACAGGGCUGGCGCGAAGCGGGUUCACAACAUUCCCCGGAACCCGGUCUUAAUCCGGAAUUACUUUCAUGGUCCGUGGAUACCUCACGCGAUUAGACUGCAUUUGAAAGCAUGGGGGGUAAAUCUACGUCGUUAGAACUUACGGCUUACAGGGAGUAGAUGUACAAUCUCCGAUCAUUAUGUCUUAAAAGGCUCCACGGUCCAUUGAAUGUCAGGCGUUAAUUUUGCAGGGUUGUAUAUAUGUAUGGGUACUUAUGCGAUUUAUAAGUUCCUUGGAACGUUUCAAGUUUGGAGCAUAAUUAAGCGUUUCAACCUUGAAACGUUCUAAGUUUAACCACCUCGAGUUUAAAGCGUUCCGAACUUGAGGUUCAAAGUUUAACUCAAAUUUGAAGCGUUUCCAUUUGAAGUUCAGAGCGUUCCAGAUGCAUACACAUAAAUUUGACCCUGCAGAAUGUUGGGACCUGGUUCCGUAAAUGUUCGCACCGGUCCUGCGUAUAUAAAUUUCUGUUUACCGAAGCGAGCGAAGCUAGAAGCCCACCUGUAUACAUAAAAAUAUUCACGCGCGCGCGUAUUAUAUAUAUACUACAUAUAUUUUUAUGAACGUGAUGAGGUAACAACGCAUAGCUUGUAAUAUCGAUUCUAACAACCGACGGUUUACCUUGCCCCUCGCGUUCGAAUUAAACGGUUGAGCGGCUAUAAUUUUGGAUAAGUUUUUUCCUCGUAUCUCUUUUGUUUCAUCUUUCAUUAUUUUUUUUUUCUUUCUCCCUUUCUUCCUAUUUCUCGUUCACCACUUUUUAAGUUAAGGGUGUAAUCGUUAUUAUACGGAAAAUUGAGAUCGUUUUUGUUUACGUGGCCUACGGUAGCGAACAUCCGUAGUGCACUUGCAUAAACAGUUUUAUUUUUUCAUUUAUACAUGUACGAAAUGAAGUUCGUUGCCCAAUUUAAAUGUAAUCUAUCGAUUUUGGGUUAUAAACUGUUUCUCUUUCA